Messenger RNA from Penicillium subrubescens, 2313 nucleotides. RefSeq names its product Zn(II)2Cys6 transcription factor. Gene Ontology annotation, biological process: regulation of DNA-templated transcription; DNA-templated transcription. The transcript is spliced from 7 exons. NCBI's taxonomy places the organism in Eukaryota, Fungi, Ascomycota, Eurotiomycetes, Eurotiales, Aspergillaceae. Gene Ontology annotation, molecular function: DNA-binding transcription factor activity, RNA polymerase II-specific; DNA binding; zinc ion binding. Bases 1 to 2313 code for a protein of 770 amino acids. The record is from RefSeq and is a predicted model, not a curated record.
AUGGAUCCCGACUCAGCAAAACAGGAGCGACUACGCAAACGGGCGCGUGUCGCAUGCUCGUGGUGUCAUGACCGCAAAGUCCGAUGUGAUGUCGCGAUACAGGGUCUUCCAUGCACCAACUGCAAACUUGACCGCCACGAGUGCCGUAUCCGUAUGACAAAGACUACAUCAAAGACCCGGAGCACAAGUCUCAACAUUCGACAAACACAGGCACGGCUACCUCCCAGUCGCAGCAUUUUCCAGGAAGACGGAAUGAACCAAAGCCACCUGGUCAGAACAAUUUCCUACGGCAUCUCGUCCCUUGAACCUGUUGAUGAUAUGUCAAACAUGGCGCCUUUUCUAUCAAUGAACAGCGGCGCUGGUUUCCCCUACGACAUGAACCAUUUAAUUCCGUUACCAUUCGUCCAGACAGUACCAAACAAUCCUGGACCUUCGGCCAACGUCCCUUUUGCAUCCUACCAAUUCCUGAAACUUACACGUCUUGAUCAGUUACCCUUUGAAGAUGUAAGCUUCUUAGAGUUGAAAGGUUGCUUCUGUGUUCCUGAGUCGCGUUAUCUCGACAUCUUUAUCACAAAGUACUUCCUCUAUGUUCAUCCUUGUCUUCCUGUCAUAGAUGAGGCAGAGGUUUGGAGGAUGUAUCGCUCAAAGGGUUCCGAUAAUGUAUCUGGACAACAAAUGUCGCUUUUUGUGCUCCAGGCAAUGUUGUUUGCUAGCUCUGUGUUUGUCCCAGGACAUAUUCUCAACGCGGUAGGAUUUUACGACAUCAGGGCGGCUCGAACUGCAUUCUACCAACGAGCUAAGCUCUUAUUUGAUUUCGAUACUGAGAUCGAUGUCCUGCCGAGGGCACAGGGUGCUCUUCUUCUCACAUUUCAAACAACAGCUUUGGACUUCUUUUCUGGUACACGCUGGCUCUCAGUAGCAAUGCAGUUGGCGAGGUCAAUCGAAGCUGAUCUAUUCAGUCAUGACCUCAGACGCAGCCACGAUACAGUUGCCAAAAAACGGCUAUGGUGGUGCAUCAUCCUUCGAGAUAGAAUUCACUCUCUGGCCCUGAGACGGCCAACACAGGUGGGCCUGGAACGAGGUGGGAUUCCGACCAAAUAUUUGGAUGAGGUAGAUCUGGCGGACGAAAUCCAGAACUCGCGCGUAUAUGACCCCAAGGAGAAAAAACAACUUGUCGCCAUUUUCCGCCUCCAAUGCGAUCUUGCAAUUGUCAUUACAAAGCUUGUCAACAUCACUUAUGCUCCGCUUUGGGGAACUUUGCAACAGCCUGAUUUGCACGAAACUUUCUAUACUAUUGAGAAUGAAGUCGAUAGAAUGAAAAGUGGGCUCCAAAGGUGGCGAGACACUGCCGAUGAAGUACUGGAAACACAGUCCACUUCCCUCGGAAUUGCGGUCUUCAACAAGCUGACGCGGAUAUACUACGACUCCGCUCGACUUGCCGUCAGUCACUAUGAGGGACUGAUGUGGGAGACAAGAUAUGCAAAUAUUUAUCCCAGCAAAAUGCAAUCUGUUAAAAAGGAUAUUGAAGAGGUCAUCACGAGCUUGGCCAGGAUCGUCAAAGAUUUGAUCACUCAUGGGUUGGCAAGCCAUCUGCCUAUCAGCGUAGUGGCACACGUAGCGCUUCCACUUUUACUCAGUACCGUCGAUUCGGGAUUCUCUUCGACCCGCCUGCAAAGGGCUGGUCGGCGCCGCCAGUUACACUUCUACCAGGAAGUCAUGCGGGUCCUUGGAUCUCGGUAUGAGGCCGCUGAUAAGGUCUGCGCUUUCAUCGACAGUGCUCUUUCGUUUUCCGGCGCAAAACUAGGUAUCGACAUUACGCCUGGCGGGAACGAAUUGCUUCGCAACGACGAGUUUACCGAAGACCUCGAUGAUGCUGAUGAGGGGAAUCCUCCAAACCAGCUCAGAUCAGUGGCGGGAAGCCGAUUUAAAAACGUCUGUGAAUACUUUGCACGACAACCUCGUUCAUAUCUCCGUUUGUCUUUGACAUUGGAUUACGCGCUUUAUAGAGGGCAUUACCCACUUCAAAGUGAUAUUGAACGGCUCUGGGGCGAGCUACAGCUUGUAGAUACCCGACAGCUGUCCGAUCCGCAGGUGCAGCAAAUCACGCAAAGCGCAACCUCCUCGAGCUCGAUCUUGCAACAGAUGCCUGGAGAAUUUUCAAUGGAUCUCCUAGACACUCAACAUCUCUACUCGGAAAAAGACAUUGGCUUUGAUGACUUUGGAGACGGGCUUGAAACCUCGAAUAUGGAAUAUCUGACAAACGGCUUCAUAUCUCCCGCCAGCAUGAUUAUGAUGGACCCUCCGCUACAAUGA